CCCGCUAGCCAACCUAGCCCUCAUCGCUCGAAAGGGGGGAAGAAGAAGACGAGAAAACAUCCACAGUCCAGAACAGUCCACCAUAAGAACACAGAAUUUUCCCGCCAAUACAAAAUUCUAAGCUUCUUUUGUGCAAUCUCUAAUCUCUACAUGCAACAGAAACAAGUACCAGGCUUUUUCUAUUUUGCAAUGGGAAGCAAGUAAAUGAAGACGAUAAUGGAAGCUAAAAGGAUAAGAAGAAGUAGUAGUAGAAAGCCGCUAUCAGACUGCACUAAUUCAAUCCAUUCUAUAAAACCAUCUCUUUCUUCAUCAACGUCUACCAAAAACUCCUCUUCUCAUAUCAAAUCCAGUAAGUUCUUACCCGCAAAUUCUGAGACUACCGAACAAAGCGAAACCCAAGCGAAAUCAACAUCUGGAUCCACCGCCACUGGACAAAUUGGCAACCACUCAUUAAAAUCUAGUAACAUUUCUCUUACAGUCGCUUCCACGCCUUCCCGGGAUUCAAAACCUUCUUCUCUUGCUGGUACUGCUAGUCAUGAGGUUUCUGAGCCUUGUUCAGUUUACAGUCGGAGAGAAUCUAUAGAUAAGAGGAAGAGUAAAGGGAAGGCAGUUGCUGUGCCUAUGAGUUGCUUUUCUUCUGUAAAGAAUCAAUUUACUAGGGAUGAAAUGAAUGAAGGUAGAACAACCAGGCUAUCCAAAUCCUGUACAGUGCCUUACAAAAAGUUGUCUUGUAUACUUUCAAGUUUCAACCUCGCCAAUCUCCAUGAUGUUACUGCAGAAAAGACGUCAGACUACCCCCAAGGAAGAUGUUGCAAAUCAUGGCCUGACACAGGAUUUUAUUGAGCAGCAAAGAGCUUACUUCGCUGAAAUUGAUGCCUUUGAUCUUCCUGAGGAGGAAGUUGCUUCAAUUGAUGACUUGGACUGAACGAAUGCGAAACAAAGUAUGCUUCUGGAUCGCAAACUAGGCACCAUAACUCUGAGUUUUUCUCUCUAUAGUUGAUAAUAUUUUAGUUGAUAUAUUCUCGUGUAAUGACCAUUCACCGCCUAACCAAUCAUACAAUGAAGUGCUUGAUCCUGGCUGUUGUAGUCUAAUGUGCAUGGAGAAAUAUUAUUUCUUUUGAGUAGCAAAGAGAGUAUGCUUUCCUCUCUUUAGAUGAUAGACAUUAUACAGUUAUGGAUAAUAAUUUCUUCCAAACACACUAAUGCACUAGUAAAUUUUGAUUCCCACAUUCAUACAUGGAAGAGAAAAGGCUGUAAUACAUCCAAUUGCCAGCCAAUUGAAUUUCAAUUAACUUUUCUGCAAUUUUUUCUUACUUCACCCUGUUUUCCUGUGAGGGGCUUAAUGUUGCUCAUCUUAACCAUAGCUUUAGCAAAGUCUUUGAAAAAAUCAUGAGGAUUACUUGCAUAUCUUCUAACAAGGAAAUCUGCAGAACUGCCAUUGAAGAGUUCUUGAUCUGAAUGAAGAAGACCCUUCCCUUGCAACAGGUGCUUGUAGUACAGAUUAUCAAAACAAGCUGGAGUAUGCCGAUCAAGGGGUGCAAGAACAUUGUCUCUCCCACUUCUUGGGCAAAUCCGCCGCAAUGACUUGGCAAAGGAGGGAUCAAUAUUCGAAUCAUUGUAGAUAUGCCCUCGAAAGGUUGCGCAUCUGGCCAGGCCUAUGGUGUGGGAACCUGCCAUCCAGGUAAGUUGAAAUUUCAGGAUGCAUAUUUUUAAAUAAGCUUGUUGAAAAGAAUCAUGAAAGGCUAACCAGGACUUAACCUGAAAGAGCCACCAAGUUCCUUAAAGAGAGCCCCUGUGCAGAGAAGCUUGUUAUGAGGGCACUUAGAUUAAAAGUAGCUGGAGGUAUAGAACUAUUUGCAAGUGCCCUGCUUGCUGUGAGAGAAUCUCUUCUUCCCAACCUAACCUUCCAAGAAGGACCCCCAAACUGCACAGGCCAAAAAAAAAAAAACACAUCCACCCA
Molecule: messenger RNA, 1960 nt
Organism: Manihot esculenta (cassava)
Lineage: Eukaryota; Viridiplantae; Streptophyta; Magnoliopsida; Malpighiales; Euphorbiaceae
Product: putative protein TPRXL
Exons: 4
Coding region: 205-843 (212 amino acids)
Source: RefSeq, a predicted model, not a curated record